Medicago truncatula (barrel medic) is the source of this 1606-nucleotide messenger RNA. RefSeq names its product protein C2-DOMAIN ABA-RELATED 11. The record is from RefSeq and is a predicted model, not a curated record. Bases 702 to 1202 code for a protein of 166 amino acids. NCBI's taxonomy places the organism in Eukaryota, Viridiplantae, Streptophyta, Magnoliopsida, Fabales, Fabaceae. The transcript is spliced from 3 exons.
UCUUUAGUUGCUUAAUUUCUGUCUUUUAUUUAUUUAUUUAUUUAUUGCAACUUGAAGUUGAAUCAAUGUUGCAAAAUGUCAUACAUAGUUCAUCUUUGUUGGGAUCUUACUUGUGAUUUCUUUACUUUAUUUAAUGUGGAUUUACUUACUUAAUUAGGAAUAUUUAUCUACAUAUAUAUUUACCAUAUCCAUUAUUUAAUUGAAUUAUCAAUGAUUUUUUUGUUGUCACUAGUUCUUGUCUUUCUCUUUGUUAUUGCUAGUUGCUAGUUUCUAAUGUUUUUGUUUAGUUUAAGAAACUCAAUUUUUGUUUUACUUUGUUUAAGCAAGUACAAGUUACAAAGAUUUCUCUGCUAGAAUAUUCAUGGUUUAUUCUAUUCUCUUUAAUUAUUAUGCUUGCAUUUGAUUUUCAUGUAAUUUUGCUGGAAGAAUCUUUGUAACAAAGAAAAAGUUUUACUGUUCUUUUUUGAGUCAAAAGAUAAAUUAAGACUUUGCACUUUCAUUUAUUUUGUCCUUUUGUUUACUGCUUUUGGUUUUGACAACCUGUCUAUGCAAUGCAUUGAUUCCUCUCAAAAGGGAAAUAGUUUCCACCAUACAUUAUUCCUGUUUUCCAAAGAUUUGUACUAAAACAAAUGAAAAUACUAAACAUUUUUAUUUGUGGCUAAUUGGUUGAUUAAUUAUUUAAUUUGUUGGUAGGAAUUAUAAUGAGUGAACAAUUAGGGCAGUUAAAGGUCAUAGUUGUACAAGGGAAACGGUUGGUGAUCCGAGAUUUCAAGACCAGUGAUCCUUAUGUUGUUCUUAAACUAGGGAAUCAGACUGCCAAGACAAAAGUCAUUAAUAGCUGCUUGAAUCCUGUUUGGAAUGAAGAACUCAAUUUCACUUUGACAGAACCCUUGGGAGUUCUCAAUUUGGAAGUAUUUGAUAAAGAUCUUUUGAAAGCUGAUGACAAAAUGGGAAAUGCAUUUAUCAACCUUCAACCAUUAGUCUCUGCAGCAAGAUUAAGAGACAUUUUAAGAGUCUCUUCCGGUGAACAAACACUAAGGAAGGUUAUACCUGACUCUGAAAACUGUCUUGUACGCGAAAGCAGUAUCAAUUGUGUUAACGGCGAGGUUGUACAGAAUGUUUGGUUAAGGCUACGCGAAGUAGAAUCCGGAGAGAUAGAAUUGACACUCAAGUUGACCACACCUGUUGCUACUUCAAAAUAGUGCAGAGGGUAGAUUUCUAACUAGAUUAUAUAGUUGUAACAUUUUUUUAUGUUGUUGUGUUUUUUUUUAAUUGUUUUAUAAGUGUUUCUAGCUAAGAAAAAAACCUUCAAAGAUGCAUAUUAUAAUGCAAUUUAGUGCCUGAUUAGAUAAGAGAGACAUGAAGUUGUAUUUCCAAAUGAAAAGGUGUGAUUUAUGGCUUCUUUGGUCUUUAUGUUGUGUGUGUGUAUUGUGCUUGUAUGAUCUUGUAUCAAAGAAAAAAAAAAGCAGAAGCAGAUUGAGUGAUUAUAUUCUAACACUACCUUGAUUAAUGAGUUGUAAUUGCAUAGGUUUAGGGGUUAUUGUUGUAUUGAGUAUUGACUAUUAUGGAAGUUGAGUAAAAGAAGUUGUGAUGCUUGGCUAGUUUA